AUGGGCCAAGACACAGUGCGGCUAGGAGAAAAGAGGGCCGGGUACAAGGCUUCUCCUCCCUGCAGAGGCUCGAGCAAGCAGCUGGACAGUGUGGACCGUUUCACUGCACAGCACCAAACCGUCACCUAUUUCGGUCUCCUCUGUAGGACAGCGCUGCACCUGGCCUGUGCCAUAGGCUUCCCCGAUAUUGUGUCUCUCUUAGUGGGGAGACACUGUGAGCUGAAUGGGUGUGACAACAACAGCGACACACCCCUCAUCAAAGACGUGCAAUGCCAGCAGGAGGAGUGUGCGAGCAUCCUGCUCCUCCAUGGGGCAGAGCCCAAGGCGGUGGACAACAGUAUGCCCUCCAUUACGCUGCAGCUGGGGGAAAUCGAUCCAUAGCGGAGAGGCUGCAAAGCCCACAUCGAGGCAAGAGAUGAGGCAAAAGCCGACUUCCGGAACCCUAAAGGGUUGUACCAGCUGCGGUGCAAAUCAAGUCGUGUUGGCUUCCCGUGGCUCCGGAUUCCUAUAUUCUUGGAAGCACUUCUUUACGGAAAACCACGUACAAUCAGUCUGGGGGCCGCCCUGAUUGCCCUCUGCAGUGGGGCCAUUUUCUUCGUGCUGGGCAGAAGAGCUGUCAUUUCAGUGGGGAUGGGGACGCCGGGGGCUUGGCGAUCUCCUCGCACAGCAGAGACUCGCCCCUGGGUCCCUUCCCUCUGAACCCUGAUCGGCUCUCUCGGAAUGGAGA
Messenger RNA from Monodelphis domestica (gray short-tailed opossum), 727 nucleotides. The record is from RefSeq and is a predicted model, not a curated record. NCBI's taxonomy places the organism in Eukaryota, Metazoa, Chordata, Mammalia, Didelphimorphia, Didelphidae.